Messenger RNA from Aphidius gifuensis, 1462 nucleotides. RefSeq lists its product as uncharacterized. The record is from RefSeq and is a predicted model, not a curated record. The coding region runs from base 306 to 1430 and encodes 374 amino acids. The transcript has 3 exons. Gene Ontology annotation, biological process: transcription by RNA polymerase III. Lineage: Eukaryota; Metazoa; Arthropoda; Insecta; Hymenoptera; Braconidae. Gene Ontology annotation, cellular component: transcription factor TFIIIC complex.
UGUAUAAUAAUUUUCCACUGUCUAUUAAUAGAAACAACUAUGUAAAUUUUUAAUCCAGAUAUCAAUGGGAAAAUUUAUUUUCUUCUGGUAAUAAAUUGACAGUGGACACCUGCCUUUACAGUGCAAUUAAUUAAUAAAAUUCAACGUAUAAAGUGACCUUAAUAUAUUAUGAAAAUUAAAUUUGAUUAUUGUUGACUAUUGUUGACUAAUUUAUAAUCAGUAAAUAAUUGUCAAAAAAUUGCUUAUCAAUUUUUAUAUUCAACCUGAAGACCUGAUCCACAAGUUAGCAUUAAUUAAUUUCAAUAAUGACAUUUGAUAAUGAUGAACUGCAAGAUGACGAAGAAGAAACAAUUGUUUAUGUUGAAUUUGAAAGUACAUCUGGUAAUGAUGCAUUUCUCAGUGAAAAACUUCAAUUGGACAUGAUUGGAUUGGAUACUGAGCAUCCAAUAAUGAGAAUAAAUGGACGGCAUUAUGAAGGUACUUAUGAAGAUGCUGUUGGUACUUGUAUGCUGUUUGAUAAAGAUAAUCCAAAAGUAGAAGAUCCAGUAUUUGAUAAAACACCAAAUAUUCGUUAUAAUACUAAAACUAAAAAAAUAUUAAAAAUGAAACGGGUAUUUGUUAAGCCAAGAUUAGAAGUUCUUGGUGAUUCAAAUUGUUCAAGUUGUAUACCAAAUAUUGAGACAAUUAAAGAAGCUGGUGUACCACCAAAAUAUCAACAAGAUGCAUUAUUAUUAUGGGAAAAAAUAAGAAAUGAAAGACUUGAAGCACGUAAUGAUUAUUUAGAAAAACAAAAACAAAGAACAGAAAAAAGACAACGUGGUAUUGAGCCAGAUUCAGAUUCAGAUGAAGAUAAUCCAUUUGUUAUGUAUAAAAAUAAAGAUGCUGAUGAUAAAAUUAAUCAAACAAAAAAUGAUACUGUUAAAAAUAAAAGUCAAGAGUUAAAUAAGAAAAAAAUUGCCAACUCUUCUGAUAUUCUUCGAGUAAAUUUACAAAGAAUUGAUGCACCAAGUAGUUCAAAAAAUUCAAAUACCAUUAAAACAUCAGAAAAAAAUAUAUCUGUUGAUAAAAAAACAUCAAAAAAUAAUCCAGGUGUUGAUAAUUUAAUUUUGAAAAAUAAUAAAAAAGCUAGUUCAUCUAAAGAUAAUGGAAAUUUACAAAUAAUUGAUACUGAAGUAGCAUCUUGUAGCAAAAUGACUACAAUUAUUGAUGAAAAUAAAUCUUUAAAAAAUGAUCAUGUAGUUGGAAAGAGUGUUGACGAAGCUGUUGUUGAUGAUAAUAAAUCAAAAGAAUCCACAAGUCAAACUGUAAAUGAUACACCACCCUCAAAACAACAAAAAAGAGCAGCAAAAAUGCAAGAAAUAUCUGAAAGAUUUAGAAGAUCAGCAUGUUUAAUGAAGCUACAAACAGAUAAAACAAAAAAAGAUUCUUAAUUUUCAUAUAUUUUUUCAUGUAAAUAAUUAAA